Messenger RNA from Acyrthosiphon pisum (pea aphid), 3855 nucleotides. RefSeq lists its product as uncharacterized. The transcript is spliced from 6 exons. Bases 1 to 3855 code for a protein of 1284 amino acids. The record is from RefSeq and is a predicted model, not a curated record. NCBI's taxonomy places the organism in Eukaryota, Metazoa, Arthropoda, Insecta, Hemiptera, Aphididae.
AUGGCGGACGUUAUUUACAACGACGCAAAGUCUCGCAUUAUUCGCUGCGUUACCAAAUUGAAAUCCUUUGCCCAAGCUUCUAUUGACUUCAAUAAUGACCGUACAAACUCUGGUAAACGAGCCAAAAUUGCCAAAAUGAUUAGUGAGCUUGUUACUCUUCGUAACGCAGUUGAGGAUGAUGUCCAAAGAAUGGAAUCAGCCGUUAAUUCAAACACAGCCCCUGCCGAGAUCACUGACAAUAGUGAAAGUCAAACUCUUAUCACGUCAUUCGAUAGUCUCUAUUAUGAACUUGCUGCGUUCGCUGAUGUUCACAAGUUGACAAUGUCAUCCUCGAUGGACGCAGCUGCUUCAUCAUUUUCAAAUCAAACCAGUGGUCAACAUCAAUUAUCCGCUUUUCAGUUACCUAAGCGUACAUUCCCUGUUUUUUCCGGUGAGAUGACCGAGUGGCAGGGCUUUGACGAUUUGUUUAACUCCAUACUAUCGCACGCUCCUGAACUGCCGGACGUUGAGAGGUUUGAAUUUCUGAAGAUGUCUCUUAAGGGUGAAGCGCUAUCACUUAUCUCCCAUCUCGCGUUAACGGCUACAAAUUACACUAGUGCGUGGAAAAUAUUGCGUUCACGUUAUGGCAAUAAGCGUGAUCUUGCUCGUAUUCACCUUCAUGCUCUGCUCGCUAACCAGAUUGUUAAGUCCAAUGAUGGCUCCUCUAUUAAAACUCAGAUCAAUACGAUCUUAGAGAACACUGCUGCUUUGGACAAUCUUGACUUUGUAACGCGUCAAUGGAGUCCACUUCUGGUGCACAUCGUUGAAAAACAUCUUGAUUAUGAACUUCGUGCUCGGUGGGAAUUGGUAGUUGGGGAGAAUCAUUAUCCUCAAAUUUCUGACUUUGUUGACUUCUUGCGUACUCAUCUGCGGUCUGCGGAAAUUUAUUCCAGCUCCACCACUUCGAGUACUUCAUCCGUCAAGCCGUGUCCACUGUGUAAUGCACCGCAUUCAAUAAGGUCAUGUACCCUAUUUACUGACAAGCCUCCAAAUGAACGCUUUCAUAUUGCAAAAACGCAUCGUUUGUGUAUAAAUUGUCUGGGGACAGGUCACUCCUCAGCCCGAUGCCCUUCAACCUAUAAAUGUCAGUCAUGUAAGAAAAGUCAUCACUCGCUGUUGCACUUUAAUCCUACUGCUAAUAAACCAAAUACCUUUGGUUCAGUAUCGUCAAAUACAUUAUCCACUAAGACGGCAGCGCCUGUGCCUGGGGCUGAGUUACAUGUUACGACUACCUCAUGUCUUGUUCGAGGACAACCUCAGCGCAUCGUUCUAUUGUCAACAGCAGUAGUGGACGUCUAUGCUGCCGAUGGACGGCGACACGCGUUAAGGGCUUUAUUAGACUCUGGUUCACAAGCUAGCUUUAUCACAGAACGAGCUGCUUGUGCUCUUAUGCUUCGUCAGUUCCGAUCUUCUGUCAGCGUUACUACAUUCGCUAGUUCAGACUCUACAGUUGUUCGGGGCAAGUGCAGUAUUAAGAUGUCUCCCUCCGGUCAACAAGCACCCUCUUUUUCUCUUGACGUGUCGAUCGUUCCGCACAUAACUGGACCAACUCCUCAAAUUCCGGUAACGUUUGGACAUUGGGAUCACAUUAAUAGUCUCUCUCUGGCUGACCCAUCAUAUAAUACACCUGGCCCAAUUGACUUACUGAUCGGAGCUGAUCUAUUACCUUCAGUAUUCCUUGAUGGCACUCGAAAGGGUCAAGUUGGUGAACCUCUCGCAAUGAACUCUGUUUUUGGAUGGGUGCUCAUGGGCCCUACGGAAUUUUAUGACCGCUCUUCUGUUGCCACACUUAGCGUAAAUAUAUCUGAACCUAUUGACUCGUUAAUUAAAAAAUUCUGGGAACUUGAAGAGCUACCCACCGCUUGCCAUUUGAGUCCAGCUGACGUUGCUGCUGAGAAAAUAUAUACUUCUACUACAACUCGUUUAAGUUCAGGCAGAUUUGUUGUCACUCUUCCGUUUCUGAAACCUCGUCCACUGCUUGGUGACUCGAGAACGUUAGCGUUGCAACGGUUCAAGGCCCUAGAAUGUCGUCUCAACCGCAACAAAGACCUGCAAGAUCAAUACGCCGAGUUCAUGCGCGACUAUCUGACGGCUGGUCAUAUGGAGUUGAUUCCAUCGUCUGAACAAGGCCAUCCGUUUCAUUAUUAUAUUCCACACCAUUGCGUGCUUAAACCCGACAGCCUGACUACAAAGCUUAGGGUUGUAUUCAAUGCAUCUGCAAAAACGUCAGCCGGUAUAUCCUUAAACGACAGUAUGUACACAGGUCCUAAACUGCAACCUGACAUACAAGUUGUUCUCCUCCGUGCUCGACUUUGGAAAUACUUAUUUAUGGCUGAUAUAAAGCAAAUGUAUCGCCAGAUUCUCAUCAGACCAGCUGACAGAGAUUAUUUGCGGAUUCUGUGGAGAUUCUCGUCCACAUCUCCGAUUGACGAGUACCGGUUAUGUACAGUGACGUACGGCACCUCUGCAGCUCCCUUCCAAGCACUUCGCACUGUCCGCGAGUUAGCGAAUUUAGAUGGUGCAAAAUGGCCGAUAGCUGCGUCUGUGUUGUUGAAUGACACGUUUGUUGAUGACAUCCUGACCGGAGCCAACUCAACAGAAACUGCUCUUGAAUGCCAAACCCAAUUAAUAAACUUGUGUGCUAUGGCGCAAUUUCAAUUGCGAAAGUGGGCCAGCAACAAUAGUCAACUUCUGCAAACUGUCCCCGAAGAAGCCCGUGCCAUUUCACCAUCUGUCCUUUUCGACAGCAGUGACCAUUCCGACUUGAAGGUACUCGGGCUGAAGUGGGACCCGGUAGCUGAUAAUUUUUCUUUCAAAGCUAAACCGUCAGCAGUCACACCAACGAAACGUACAGUCCUUUCAGACAUUGCUAGGAUUUUUGAUCCGUUAGGCUUGCUGUCGCCAAUAACAUUCUGGACCAAACAUGUCAUGCAGCAACUUUGGAUUGCUGGAAUCAAAUGGGAUGAAGAAAUACCAAAGGAUAUCGCUGUAAUGUGGACACGAUAUCAGUUUCCACUGAAAAAUGCUGAAAGAAAUCAGCAGUGGGUUAAUGCAGUUGGCCGAAAAGGGUUUAUCCCGACCAAACAUAGUAAAGUAUGUAGUGAUCAUUUCCAUCAAAAUGAUUUUGAAAAAAAAUGUGGUGGUAGUUAUUUGCUAAAACUCAAGGCAACGGCUGUCCCUUCAAUUUUUCCUAACUACUCAGACAUUAUAUCAAAAGCUAAAAAACAGUGUCUUGAGGUUGAGCAAUUUCAAGUAGCUGGACCCAGCUCUUAUAUUCCUUGUACUGAAACUAAUGAACCAGAAGAAAUACAUUAUGAUGUUGGUUGUGUUGUGGAUGAUGAUAAUACUUCAGUCAAAAUUAUUUCUCCACUUGAAUCAACCUCAAAUAUUCAAGAAUGUAACUUAUUAACACAGAAUUCAUCACCACCUACACCAUUGUUAAUCACACCAUCUAAAGUAUCAUGUGUCCGUUCAUUAUUUAAUAUAAGUCUGCCAAAGCGUCCCAAGUUUUCUCCAUCUAAAUCUGAAUUGAAGAAAAAAAUUAAAUCGUUACAACAACGAAUUCGACGAGAGACAGAGGAGUUACUAAUGGAAAAAUUUGAUGGUACAACUUUGGACAUAUUCCGAAAUGUCGUUAAAAAUAAAGGUAAAAAAUCUACAGGAUGUAGAUUUAGCAAGAAAAUUAAAGAAUUUUCUUUGACUCUGCACUAUUAUUCGCCUAAAGCUUAUGAGUAUGCAAGCUUAGUAACUGAACGUUUCCUUUUUGUUUCCAUGGUUACCAUAAUUAUUGUUCACCAACAUAUGGUAAAUUCGUAA